UGCAGUUACCGUGUUUGGAUGUUCCAGCAUUCAGAAGGAGCAGAGAAAUCCUGGAAAAGUGCUCAGAGUUGACUUUUCCUUACCCCGUUUGACUCUUAGAUGUUUGUAAAAUUUCCGGGUUUCAAGAUAUUUCAGUUGCUCCUGUGGAUAUGGAACAGCUCUCAGUAAGUAAAGAGGAGGAUUCCCCUGGACAGGGGAGGAGCACCAUUCUGCACCAGGAGAUUACUGAGUCUCCACACCUUAAAGAGGAACCAGAGGAACUACAGAUUAGCCAGGAGGGAGAGCAGUGUCACUGGCGAGAGAAUGCAGACAUGAUCAAGGUUCCUGUGAAGAUCGAAGAGGAUGAAGAAAAACCUCAGUUCUCACAGCUUCAUCAUAGCAAGUCAGAACAGAUGGAAACAGGAGCUAAUGGAGAUGACUUUGGGCGACCAGGAGCAUCCAGGUACUUUGAUCCAGAGAGAGAUUCACAACCAGAGACCGACGUCAAGUGUGAGGACUCCUCUGAGGCUGAGACUGAUGACAGCGCUGAUUGGAGGGAAGUAACAGAACACCAGCCAGAUUUAACCUCAGUGGAAAACCUCAAUAAAAAAAAGAGAGGAGAGACUGGUAGGAAAUCGGAUGGCCACUCUGAGAGUGUUAAAAUAUUCAGACAGAAAGCGCAUCUAACAGAAUGUAAAAGAGUUGACAUAGGAGAGAAACCCUUCAGCUGCUCAGAGUGCGGUCAAAAGUUUGCCUCUGAACAAAGUUUGAAAGUCCAUAUUAGAACACACUCUGGAGACAAACCUUUCAGCUGCUCUGAGUGUGAUCAAAGAUUUACCCGAAAAGGUUCUCUGACCCGACAUACAUUAGUUCACACUAGACGGAAGCCCUUCCACUGCUCUGAGUGUGGUAAAAGAUUUACCCAGAAACACCAUAUGAAUGACCAUAUGAGAAUACACUCUGGAGACAAACCCUUUAGCUGCUCUGAGUGUGGUCAAAGAUUUACCCAAAAAGGUGCUUUGGUCAGGCACAUGUUAGUUCACACAAAAAAUAAGCCCUUCAGCUGCCCAGAGUGUGGUAAAAGAUUUGCCCGUAAAACUGAUUUGACCCAACACCGGAAAAUUCAUGCAGGAGAGAAACAUUUUAACUGCUCACAGUGUGGUUAUAGAUUCACCUCUGAACAAAGUUUGAUGGUCCAUAUGAAAAUACACUCUGAAGACAAACUUUUCAGCUGCUCUGAGUGUGGUCAGAGAUUCACCCAAAAAGUUGAUUUGGUCAGGCACAUGUUAGAUCACCCGGGAAAGAAGUCCUUUUGCUGCUCUGUGUGUGGUAAAAAAUUUCCCCAUAAAAGUAUUUUGACCAACCACAUGAGACUUCAUACAGGGGAGAAACCCUUUGACUGCUCAGAGUGUGAUAGAAAAUUUGCACUUAAAAGUAAUUUGACCAAACACAUGAGAAUUCAUUCUGGUGAGAACCCCUUUGGCUGCCCAGAGUGUGGUAAAAGGUUCUCCCGGAAGUAUCACAUAAGGAGACAUAUGAGAACACACUCAGGAGAAAAACCUUUCAGCUGCUCUGAGUGUGGUAAAAGUUAUUCCCAAAAUGUUUCUCUGACAAGACAUAUGUUUGUUCACGCCAGUGAUAAUUUGGACAGCUAUUUUUAAUUUUUGUCUUAGUCUUUUGAUCACGAUUUUUAGUUUUAGUCACGUUUUAGUCAUUUCUACCAUUUUUAGUGUUAGUCUAGUUUUA
Molecule: messenger RNA, 1725 nt
Organism: Cheilinus undulatus (humphead wrasse)
Lineage: Eukaryota; Metazoa; Chordata; Actinopteri; Labriformes; Labridae
Product: gastrula zinc finger protein XlCGF57.1-like
Exons: 2
Coding region: 150-1640 (496 amino acids)
Cellular component (GO): nucleus
Source: RefSeq, a predicted model, not a curated record